GAUUUGGUUAUAUUUGUAAGGUUUCAGAGAAGGGUGUUUGUGUUUGAUGCUCGGUAACAAAUGGCGCCCAUAUACUAUAUCAUCAUUGCGUUGCCUUGUACUGUUGGUGCCAUUGCAUUGGCGCUUUUGCACAUAUACAGGCACCUUUUGAAUUACACUGAGCCUACUUAUCAAAGAUACAUUGUUCGCAUCAUCUUUAUGGUUCCUGUUUAUGCACUAACGUCAUUCUUGUCACUCAUCCUAAAUGAGAGUGCCAUCUAUUUCAAUUCCAUUCGUGAAAUAUAUGAGGCUUGGGUCAUAUAUAAUUUUCUAUCACUCUGCCUGGCAUGGGUAGGCGGCCCAGGGGCUGUUGUUCUAAGUUUGAGUGGCCGAGUUUUAAAGCCAAAUAUGUGUCUGAUGACCUGCUGCUUUCCUCCACUUCCUUUGGAUGGACGCUUUAUUCGAAGGUGCAAGCAGGGAUGUCUGCAGUUUGUGAUUCUCAAGCCGAUAUUAGUGAUCGUUACAAUCAUACUCUAUGUAAAAGGAAAAUAUGAGGAUGGAAAUUUCAGUCCUAGGCAAUCAUACCUCUACCUCACAAUUAUAUAUACUAUCUCAUACUCAAUGGCACUUUAUGCCUUGGCUUUGUUUUACGUGGCAUGCAAAGAUCUGCUCCGGCCUUUUAAUCCAGUUCCAAAGUUUAUCAUUAUAAAAUCCGUCGUAUUCCUUACGUACUGGCAGGGUGUUCUGGUGUUUCUUGCUGCAAAGUCAGAACUUAUUAAAGAUACCGAGGAAGCUGCUGAAUUUCAGAAUUUUGUAAUUUGUGUUGAGAUGCUUAUUGCAGCUUUUGCGCAUCUUUAUGCCUUCCCAUACAAGGAAUAUGCUGGCGCAAAUAUUGGUUCUUCUAGUGGUUUUACCGCUAGCCUUGGACAUGCCCUUAUGCUAAAUGACUUUUACCAUGACACGGUCCACCAGUUUGCUCCUACUUAUCAUGAUUAUGUUCUCUAUAAUCAUGGUGGUGAUGCCGAAGAGGGAUGUGCAACGAAGUACCGAGCGAGGACUUUCGUUCCAACUGGCCCAGAGAUGGAUACUGUUAGGAAAAACAAGCACAUACUUGGAAACAAACAGGAAGAUGUACAGUUAUCUAGUCUCUCCCCCUCUGCUAAUAACAAUAAUCCACAAAAUCUGGGUGCAGGCCAGCAAACAGGGAAAUCGGAGGCAAUGAACUACUCGUUGCUUAUGGAUGCAUCAAAUAAUGUUUCAGCACCCUAUGACCUAUCACUGAUUGAUGUAGACAUUUCAAGUUAUCCAUCUAAGGUACCUGCAGCCAAUCCUGGGACAAGGUGAUGACAUUGAAUUUUCAUCCAUGUGUGGAAUUUAUUUUGUUGGAAAUUAGAUGUGCACAGCGUCAUAUGCGACCUAGUAUGUCGCUGUGAAGCUCACAGUUGUAACUUAGCGUGUAAAUGUAGGCAAAGCUAGUUUUCUACCAUGUACCUUUUGAUUGUUUGUUCCCAUUUCCAUAUGUAGUGUAAUUAGAGAAACCUCAGUUAUGUUGCAUUUGGAUGGCUUAACACAAAGCUCAUCAUAUUUUAUCUAUCCACAGUUUGCCUUUAAUUUAUAUAUCUGAAUGAUUAGCUUA
Lycium ferocissimum is the source of this 1615-nucleotide messenger RNA. RefSeq lists its product as uncharacterized. NCBI's taxonomy places the organism in Eukaryota, Viridiplantae, Streptophyta, Magnoliopsida, Solanales, Solanaceae. The record is from RefSeq and is a predicted model, not a curated record. The transcript has 6 exons. Gene Ontology annotation, molecular function: transporter activity. Gene Ontology annotation, biological process: transport. The coding region runs from base 61 to 1323 and encodes 420 amino acids.